AUGGAUCUUAAACUUAGUGAUGCUACGAGUAUUGAUUCUAAUGAUAAUCUAAAUGGGGGAAAUUCAACUGUAGAAUUCGCUCAUAGGGAAAUUGAAGGUGCAACUGUUUCAAUUCCAGAAAAUCCAUUAUAUGAUGAUUUAGAUUUACGUGAUGCCAUUCAAAAUCCAUCUGAAGAUAUCAAUUUGGAUUCAACUUCAUCAACGAAUCUUCAUCAUAAAAACUUGUUAAGUAUUUUUCAUUUAGUUAUGAUUAUUAUUUCUUUCCUUCGUUUUGCGAGAACUUACUCUCCUAAAUUGAGAGCUAAGCAUAAAGAGAGGGUUAGGUUGCAGAAUAAAUGGGAUAAUAGGGAUAAAAAGAUGAAAGGUGAUUGGAAAAAGAUGGAGGAAAAAUGGAAUGAAAGGAAACAAAAAGAAAAUAGAGAAAAGGAAGAGUUAAAUAAAAAAAAAGAGGAAAGGGAAAAAAAGACGAAUAAUGAGAUGGAACAAUUUAAUAGGAAAUGGGAUGGAGAAAAUUAUUCUGAAGAGAAAUCCUGGAAAUUUUUGAAUUAUUCGUGCAUAAAUGGAAAAUGUAUUAAGUCUUUGAAUGAACCAAGUACAAGCCAGACAUGUAAUAAAAUUGUUAAAAGAAAGAAAAAAAAUAAGGUACUUUUGGAUAUUAUAGAAGAAAAAUUGAAAGGAAUAUCCUUCAAAAAACCAAUAUCAGAACAUGAACUUAUAAAAAAGAUUACAGAAGAAGAAAAAAAGAGAAGAGAAACGCUCUUUCGUCAAGUGGUUGAAUUAAAUGAGAAAUGGAAAAAAUAUGAAGAAUAUUGUCAAAUUAGGAGGGAAUGGGAAAGAAAUGAAAGAAAAAAAUUAGAAGAAAAAAGAAGAAAAAGAAAGGGAAAACACGAAAAUGAAAUGUUAAAAGAAAAAGUAGAGUGGGAAAAGAGUAUGAGAGAAGAAAAAGAAAAGUGGGAAAAGAUCAUGAAAGAAGAAAAUGAAAAAUGGGAAAAAAACAUGAGAAAAGAAAAAGAGAAAUGGCAAAAUAGAAUGAUGGAAAAAAAUGAAGAGUGGAAAAAAGAUGAAAAUAAGAAAAUUAAAAAAGAAGAAAGUGAGUUGAAUUCAAAGUGGAGAUAUGAGCAUUAUAAGAUAAAAGAAAAAGAAGGUAAAAAAAUAAGAAAAAUAUAA
Messenger RNA from Plasmodium gallinaceum, 1167 nucleotides. Its product is annotated as fam-i protein. The coding region runs from base 1 to 1167 and encodes 388 amino acids. Lineage: Eukaryota; Apicomplexa; Aconoidasida; Haemosporida; Plasmodiidae. The transcript has 2 exons. The record is from RefSeq and is a predicted model, not a curated record.